GGAAUUCUAAGGUGCCAAAUGCAAGGUUUCAAGCUGCUGCAGCCAUACGUGAUGCAGCUAUCAGGGAAUGGGGUUUUCUUACCGCUGAUGACAAGAGAAGCUUGAUUAGUUUCUGUCUCUGCUUUUUUAUGCAGCAUGCUAGUUCACCUGAGGGCUAUGUCCUAGCAAAGGUUUCUUCUGUGGCUGCUCAAUUGAUGAAAAGGGGAUGGCUUGAUUUUACGGCUGUGGAGAAGGAGGCUUUUUUUAAUCAGGUACAUCAGGCUAUUCUUGGCAUUCAUGGCGUAGACGUGCAGUUCAUUGGAGUCAAUUUCCUGGAAUCUUUGGUAUCUGAAUUUUCACCCUCUACUUCAAGUGCUAUGGGCCUUCCUAGGGAGUUUCAUGAGCAAUGCCGGAGGUCAUUAGAGAUAGACAAUUUGAAGAUGUUCUACUGUUGGGCUCGAGAUGCUGCUUUAUGUGUCGCAAAUAGGAUAAUUGAAUCCAACUCUCUUGUACCCGAGGUUAAAGUUUGUAAUGCUGCACUCCGUCUCAUGCUUCAGAUCCUGAACUGGGAUUUUCGAUACAACAACAAUAGCACGAAAACCAGUAUAAAUGUUUUCUCUGCUGGAGCUAGGCAUGAUACUGAUUCACUUAAGAGAUUUGAGUGUACCUUAGUACAGCCUGGUCCUGCUUGGCGUGACAUUUUGAUUUCAAGUGGCCAUAUUGGGUGGCUCCUGAGCUUAUAUGCAGCACUCCGACAUAAGUUUUCCUGUGAAGGUUACUGGCUUGACUGCCCUAUUGCGGUCUCUGCUCGAAAGUUGAUUGUACAGUUCUGCUCGUUGACAGGAACCAUUUUUCUUUCUGAUAAUGGGCAAAUGCACAAACAUCAUUUGCUGCAGCUGCUCUCUGGGAUACUAGACUGGAUAGACCCCCCUGAUGUUGUUUCAAAAUUGAUUGAAUGUGGAAAGAGUGAAAGUGAGAUGCUUGAUGGUUGCCGUGCACUGUUAUCUAUUGCAAAUGUAACAACUCCCUUUGUGUUUGAUCAGCUCUUGAAAUCGAUAAGGCCCUUUGGCACUGUUACAUUGUUAUCCAGCUUGAUGUGUGAGGUUGUUAAAGUCCUUACGAUUACAAAUACUGAAGAGGAGACAUGGAGCUCUGUGGCACGUGAUAUCUUAUUAGAUACCUGGACUGCCCUUCUUGUGCCAUUGGAUAGUACUGGUGGGAAUGCAAUGCUUCCUCCUGAAGGGAUAAGUGCUGCAGGCAAUCUCUUUACCUUGAUUGUAGAGUCUGAGCUAAAAGCGGCAGCUUCUUCAGCAUUGACUGAUGAUGUUGACUCUGACUACCUUCACGCUUCAGUCUCUGCCAUGGAUGAAAGGUUAAGCUCCUAUGCUCUUAUUGCGAGAGCAGCAAUUGAUGUCACGAUUCCUUUGCUCAUGAAGCUAUUUUCUGAACGCUUUUCACGGCUUAAUCAGGGCAGGGGCGUUAUUGAUCCAACUGAAACUUUGGAGGAAGUUUAUUCACUUUUACUGAUUGCUGGGCAUGUACUUGCAGAUGAAGGGGAGGGAGAAACACCCAUUGUUCCAUAUGCUAUACAAACCUACUUCGCAGACAACAUAGAAGCCGACAAACAUCCUGUUAUUGCACUUUCUAGCUCAAUUAUAGGGUUUGCUGAGCAGAGUUUAGAUCCUGAAUUGAGAGCAUCAGUUUUCAGUCCUCGACUCAUGGAGGCUGUUGUAUGGUUCCUUGCUAGAUGGUCCCUUACUUAUCUUAUGCAUCCUAAAGAAAUUAGAGAGGGUAACUGUGAUUCGGGGCAUGGUCAGGCUCAUCAGCUUCAGUCGCUGCAGUCAAGAGAAGUUUUACUUAGUUUUUUUGGAGAACAUAAUCAAGGAAAACUUGUGCUUGACAUUGUUGUUCGUGUAUCGAUCACAACACUGAUGUCAUAUCCUGGGGAGAAGGAUUUGCAGGUGCUCACUUGUUACCGGCUACUUCAUGCACUUGUUCAGCAAAAACAUAUAUGUGUUCACCUUUUUCCUCUUGACUCAUGGUGCAACUUAGCACAUGCUUUUGCUAAUGAAAAAAGUUUGUUCUUGUUGAAUACUGCUCAUCAGCGGUCACUUGCACAAACACUUGUUCGCUCAGCUUCUGGCUUAAUAAACUCAGAGGCAUCAAACCUGUACGUAAGGGAUCUCACGAGUCAUAUGGCAACAUAUCUAAGGGAAUUGUCUAGCAUGAAUGACUUAAAAAUUGCUGCUCAACAACCAGAUAUAAUCCUGUUGGUCAGUUGCAUGUUGGAACGGCUUCGUGGAGCUGCAAGUGCCUCCGAACCUCGAACACAAAAUGCAAUUUAUGAGUUGGGUUUCUCAGUAAUGAACCCUGUUCUUGUUCUUCUUGAAGUUUACAAACAUGAGUCUGCAGUUGUUUAUCUGCUACUUAAAUUUGUGGUUGCCUGGGUAAAUGGUCAAAUUGCUUACUUAGAGGCUCACGAAACGGCUUUAGUUGUUGACUUCUGCAUGCGUUUGCUUCAGCUCUACUCAUCGCACAACAUAGGCAAGAUAUCACUUAGCCUUUCAAGCAGCUUACUUAGUGAGGCAAAGACCGAGAAGUAUAAGGAUUUGCGUGCUCUUCUUCAGCUCCUUUCAAGCCUUUGUUCAAAAGAUCUGGUUGAUUUUUCAUCAGAUUCUAUUGAGACACAGGGCACAAAUAUAUCUCAGGUUGUUUGUUUUGGUCUUCACAUAGUCACCCCUCUGAUAUCUUUGGACCUGCUGAAAUAUCCUAAGCUCUGUCAUGAUUACUUCUCUCUGCUAUCACACCUCUUAGAGGUUUAUCCUGAAACAGUUGCACAACUAAAUGGAGAAGCCUUCACUCAUGUACUUGGCACUCUUGAUUUUGGUCUUCACUACCAGGACACAGAAGUAGUUGAUAUGUGUCUAAGAGCUCUGAAAGCUCUUGCUUCCUACCAUUACACUGAGACAGUUUGUGGUAAAACGGGCUUGGGCUUACAUAUUGCUGGACUUAAAGAUCCAGGUGGAAAUUUGCAGGAAGGCAUUUUGAGCCGGUUCCUUCGUUCAUUGCUGCAGUUACUCCUCUUUGAGGAUUACAGCCCUGAUCUGGUCAGCAGUGCAGCAGAUGCUCUCCUUCCUUUGAUUCUUUGUGAACAAGGCCUAUAUCAGAGAUUAGGCAAUGAGUUGAUAGAAAGGCAGGCGAAUCUGACCCUCAGAUCAAGGCUGGAAAAUGCAUUGCAAUCUCUCACAAGCGCAAAUCAGCUGUCGUCUACCCUCGAUCGUAUAAACUAUCAGAGAUUCAGGAAAAAUCUUAAUAAUUUCCUAAUUGAAGUACGUGGAUUUUUGCGGACAAAGUGAUAUUUCUCUUAAUGUAAGUACAGAAUUCUUUUGUUCAAUUCUUUGUGUGGUUAAAUAGGAAAGUUUCUUUUUUUCAUGAGCAUUCUUGUUAUUGAAAACAUAGGGGUAUUAUUUCUUAUUCAAUUUGUGAGGCCAGAUGAGAUUACUGAGUUUGUAAUGUCGAGGCUGAAAGUGUUUCUAAAGAGUAUGGAACUAAAAUAAUUUCACUUAUUUUUUCUUC
Messenger RNA from Corylus avellana, 3555 nucleotides. RefSeq names its product exportin-4 protein. Gene Ontology annotation, cellular component: cytoplasm; nuclear pore. Lineage: Eukaryota; Viridiplantae; Streptophyta; Magnoliopsida; Fagales; Betulaceae. Gene Ontology annotation, molecular function: nuclear export signal receptor activity. Gene Ontology annotation, biological process: protein export from nucleus. The record is from RefSeq and is a predicted model, not a curated record.